Messenger RNA from Catharus ustulatus (Swainson's thrush), 1826 nucleotides. RefSeq names its product GDP-D-glucose phosphorylase 1 (gene GDPGP1). Gene Ontology annotation, molecular function: GDP-D-glucose phosphorylase activity. Gene Ontology annotation, biological process: glucose metabolic process. The record is from RefSeq and is a predicted model, not a curated record. Gene Ontology annotation, cellular component: cytoplasm. NCBI's taxonomy places the organism in Eukaryota, Metazoa, Chordata, Aves, Passeriformes, Turdidae. The transcript has 2 exons. The coding region runs from base 62 to 1129 and encodes 355 amino acids.
UCGCCCCGCCCGCCCGGCACACGCCGCACUCCCGGCGCCGGCAAUCGCGGAGGUGACGGCGAUGGCGGGAGGGCAGCCGGGCGAGCCCACCCCCGAGGAGUUCGCGUACGGCGAGGAGGACUUGGUGCUGCAGGCAGCCGGCUGGGGCGGCCCGGACUCCGCGCCCUCCCGGUUCGACCGGGUGCUGCUGGCGGGCUGGAGCGACCGUAUGGAGCGGGGAUUGUUCCGGUACCGGCUGGGACCGCUGCCCACCCGCGUCCUGCCCGGCGCCCUGCGCCUCGUGGCGCAGCUGAACGAGCAGCGCAGCGCGGAGCGCCGCCCGCCGCAGCCCGUCCGCAGCCUGCGGGACCCCUUCGACCCCGGCGCCUUCAACUUCACCCGGCUGCGCCCCGCCGAGCUGCUGUUCCGCCUGCGCCGCACCGGCGGCCCGGGGCCGCCCCCCGAGCCGCUGCUGGUGGCCAUCAACGCCAGCCCGCUGGAGCGGGGACACGUCCUGCUGCUGCCGGAGCCGGCGCGGCGGCUGCCGCAGGUGCUGACGGCCCCGGCGCUGCGCGGGGCGCUGGAGGCGGCGCUGCUCAGCGCCCACCCCGGCUUCCGCGUGGGCUUCAACGGGCUGGGCGGCGGCGCCUCGGUGAACCACCUGCACCUGCACGGGCUCUACCUGGACCGCCCGCUGCCGCUGGAGGAGGCACCGGCCGAGCCGCUGGGACCGCGCCUGGGGCUGCUCCGCGCCGGACCGGCCCCCGCCUUCCUCUUCUUCGCGCCCGGCCCCGCCGAGCUGGAGCCGGUGUCGCGGGCCGUGUGCCGGGCGGCGGAGCACCUGGGCGCUGCCGGGCUGGCCUGCAACGUGCUGGCCACGCGGGGCGACCCGCCGGCGGGGCCCGGGACCGGAGCCGGCCGCGGGCUGCGGGUGCUGCUGUGGGCGCGCCGGCCGCUCUUCGGCCCCAAGGCGGGCGAGCCCUUCGCCGUGGCGCUGUGCGAGCUGGCAGGGCUGCUGCCGCUGCCCACCGAGCCGCUCUACCGGGACAUCACCGAGGCGCAGGCCCUGAGCGCCAUCCGCCAGCACCUGCUGCCCGAGCCCGAACUGCUGCAGCUGGGCGGGGAGCUGGCGCGGCUGCUGGAGAACUGAACCGACGGCACGGACAGCGGUGUCCCCUCCAUCAACCUGAGCGGCUGCAAGUACGAGAGUGGUGAGUCAGAGGGGUCCCUGCAGCCUUCCAGCCCACACCCGCAGGCUCUCCAGGUGCUGGCACCCAGUUCCCACUGGUUUUACUGCUGCCAGUGACUGGGACUGGACCCCGGUGUUAAUGGGGAGUUUGUCACACUUCGGAUUGAGAUUUCUCCUGAUUUAAAAUGUGCAACAGCAGCAUGACCCCUCAACAUCCCCCACACUUGAGCUGGCCAGCUGUCUGCUAAAAUGGGCAAGAAGGGUUCCAUCAGCUACAGGGCAAGGGAGCACCUGGGCUUGAAGACAGGACCUGAGGGUUGUCACCUGUUUAAGGAAAAGCUGGUGGUGGGCAGGCAGGAUCUGUACCUGGAACUGUCCCUGUGCUGUUCAUCCCUGGUGACUCCAGGGAGCUGGUCCACUCUCCCCUCCCACUCUUCUUUCCUUCCACAAGCUGGGUCUUGAAAAAACAAACUCCUGGCUCUUAAUCUAAUUUGCUGAGGGAUCUUGGAAAGUGUGGAUCCCCAUCACCUCCCCAGCCCUGCCAAAUUCAUACGUGGCACUAGCAUGAACCAUCCCAGCAGAGACCUUUUCCCGCUGAGCUGUGUUCUGCUGCUGAAAGACCUUUUAUUUGGGAGAUUAAACUCACACCUUUGCAACA